AUGUCCCACCAGAGGGAGGCCUCAGGACUAUAUCUCCUGUCUGUCCUGGGAAUGCCAGGGGAGUCUUCCGGAAGAGCUGGUGGAAGUGUCUGUACUUCCCUGCUGGAGCUGCUGCCCUGCAACUCGGACGCAGUUAGCCUGAGGAGAUUGAAGCAGGAGGAGCUGGUUGAUCGUCUGCAGAGAAGAACUCCUGAUGGAGCUUUUCGUGGACUUAAAUCUAGUCUGAAGGAGAAGUUCCAGUGUGUGUUUGAGGGGAUUGCUAAAGCUGGAAACUCAACUUCUCUGAAUGAGAUCUACACAGAGCUCUACAUCACAGAGGGAGAGACUGCAGAGGUCAAUAAUGAACAUGAGGUCAGACAGAUUGAAACAGCAUCCAGGAAACUAGACAGACCAGAAACAACCAUCAGACCAGAAGACAUCUUUAAAGCCUCACCUGGAAGACAGAAACCGAUCAGAAGAGUGAUGACAAAGGGAGUGGCUGGCAUUGGGAAAACAGUCUUAACACAGAAGUUCACUCUGGACUGGGCUGAAGACAAAACCAACCAGGACAUCCACUUCACAUUUCCCUUGACUUUCAGAGAGCUGAAUGUGUUGAAAGAGAGAAAGUUCAGCUUGGUGGAACUUGUUCAUCACUUCUUCACUGAAACCAAAGAAGCAGGAAUCUGCAGCUUUGAAGAGUUCCGGGUUGUGUUCAUCUUUGACGGUCUGGAUGAGUGUCGACUUCCUCUGGACUUCCACAACAAUAAGAUCCUGACUGAUGUUACAGAGUCCACCUCAGUGGAUGUGCUGCUGACAAACCUCAUCAGGGGGAAACUGCUUCCCUCUGCUCACCUCUGGAUAACCACACGACCUGCAGCAGCCAAUCAGAUCCCUCCUGAGUGUGUUGACAUGGUGACAGAGGUCAGAGGGUUCACUGACCCCCAGAAGGAGGAGUACUUCAGGAAGAGAUUCAGAGAUGAGGAGCAGGCCAGCAGCAUCAUCUCCCACAUCAAGACAUCACGAAGCCUCCACAUCAUGUGUCACAUGCCAGUCUUCUGCUGGAUCUCUGCUACAGUUCUGGAGGAUGUGUUGAAAAACAGAGAGAGAGGAGAGCUGCCCAAGACCCUGACUGAGAUGUACAUCCACUUCCUGGAGGUUCAGACCAAAGUGAAGGAGGUCAAGUAUGAUGGAGGAUCUGAGACUGAUCCACACUGGAGUCCAGAGACCAGGGAGAUGAUUGAGUCUCUGGGAAAACUGUCUUUUGAUCAGCUGCUGAAAGGAAACCUGAUCUUCUAUGAAUCAGACCUGACAGAGUGUGGCAUCGAUAUCAGAGCAGCCUCAGUGUACUCAGGAGUGUUGACACAGAUCUUUAAAGAGGAGAGAGGACUGUACCAGGACAAGGUGUUCUGCUUCGUCCAUCUGAGUGUUCAGGAGUUUCUGGCUGCAGUCUACAUGAUCCACUGUUACACCAACAGGAAGACAGAGGUGCUGGAGGACUUCCUGGGACAAAACUACAAUAACUCAACACUGGAUGUCUUCCUGAACAGAGUCAUGGAGAAAUCCCUGCAGAGUAAAAAUGGUCGCCUGGACCUGAUGGUUCGCUUCCUUCAUGGCGUCUGUCUGCAGUCCAACCAGAGACUGUUAAGAGGUCUGCUGGGUCAGACAGAGAUCAGUCCAGAAAUCAUCCAGAGAGCCAUCAACAACCUGAAGGAGAUGAACAUGUCCAACAUUUCUCCUGACAGAAACAUCAACAUCUUCCACUGUCUGAUGGAGAUGAACGACCUCUCGGUUAAUCAGGAGAUCCAAGAGUUCCUGAAGUCAGAGAACAGAUCAGAGAAAAAACUCUCUGAGAUCCACUGCUCAGCUCUGGCCUACAUGCUGCAGAAGUCAGAGGAGGUUCUGGAUGAGUUGAAUCUCAACAAGUUCAACACAUCAUGGGAGGGACGACAGAGACUGAUUCCAGCUGUGAGGAACUGCAGAAAGGCUCAAUUUUCUUACUGUGGACUCUCAGAGAGUCACUGUGAAGUUGUGGUCUCAGCUUUGAAGUCCAACCCCUCCCAUCUGACAGAGUUGGACAUGAGUUACAACAACUUCCUGAAGGAUUCAGGAGUGAAGCAACUGUGUGAUGGACUGAAGAGUCCAAACUGUAAACUGGAGCUGAGAAGGAGCCUUCCCAUUGAUGAACAAGCUGGUUGGACCACCCCCUCAUCUAUAUUCUCCAAACACAAGACAGCACCUGUAGACAAGGAGAGUGACCCUCCCCCUCAGAAUUUGAAUCUCUGCGGUUUGUCAGAGAUCAGCUGUGAUUCUCUGGUCUCAGCUCUGAAGUCCAACCCCUCCCAUCUGAAACAUCUGGACCUGAGUAUCAACGACCUGCAGGAUUCAGGAGUGAAACAUCUGCGUGGUUUUCUGGAGAGUCCAGACUGUAGACUGGAGACUCUGAGAUUGAAUUGCUGCAGUUUGUCAGAGAUCAGCUGUGAUUCUCUGGUCUCAGCUCUGAAGUCCAACCCCUCCCAUCUGAAACAUCUGGACCUGAGUGGAAACAACUUGAAGGAUUCAGAUGUGAAUCAGCUUCUUGAUCUUGAGAAGAGUCCAGACUGUAGACUGGAGACUCUGAGGUGGCAGUAAAGGUAAACAGGACGGUAUGUGAGCUGAGAGAGGAUGAGCUGAGUCCUGAUGAUCCAGAGGUUGAAUCAGCAGCAGCUUGUGUGUAGAGAGACUCUGACUGGACCAUGUUACUGGGAGGUGGAGUCAAGAGGAGAGCUUCAUGGAAGAUUAUUCAUUAAUUACACCAGCUCAGAGUCACCAAGAAACAGAGUCAUUAUUUAGAGUUGUUUUUUUGUCUUUCUUUGACUCAUUAUUUUUAUUUACCAGAAUUUCAGAGAAAUUGUCAGGAAGAUGGAUUUGUUGCAAAAUGAAGUUUUACAUUUGAUUUGUAAAUCAUUAAAACAGCUUAUAUUCUUGUAAAUGGCAAUAUUAUGAAAGGUACAAGCAAAUGCAAUUUUUAAACUGUUUAUUUGUUGGCUUGUGUGUCAAUGAACACUGAAAGUUGUCAGGAAAAUUUACUUAACAUAGCUAAGGUAUGAAUCAAUAAGGUAAAAAUCUGAUAAGAUUUUAUUUUGUAUUUACCUAUAAAGCGUUUUUCUUUUGUAUCUGGUUUUAAUCAUUUCAUUUCAGGUCAUAGCUGAAGAUUAAUUUAUGGUGGAUCUGUCUGUCAGUUAUUAAUUUUUUUGAGUAUUUGAGUAGUUUAAGUUAAACAUGUUUUUUUUUAUUAUUGAAAAUAUUUUGAAACCAACCAACAAUUAGGGGCGUGAGAAUAAAUAUUGUGCAUUCAAAAUGUUAUUUUUUAAUAUAUUGUCUUUGUACAAACUCCAAUAAAAAUGUGAA
Mugil cephalus (flathead mullet) is the source of this 3366-nucleotide messenger RNA. RefSeq names its product NLR family CARD domain-containing protein 3-like. NCBI's taxonomy places the organism in Eukaryota, Metazoa, Chordata, Actinopteri, Mugiliformes, Mugilidae. Bases 1 to 2607 code for a protein of 868 amino acids. Gene Ontology annotation, molecular function: protein binding. The transcript is spliced from 8 exons. The record is from RefSeq and is a predicted model, not a curated record.